AUGUACGUGGUUGGCCGGAUCCUCAACCCGGUCAACCAAGAGGAAGGCAUCUUCCGCACCGUCCUGGAGUGUACUCGCGUCUUCAAAGCGUUUGUCGCUCGUCACUACGCAGGGCGGACCGUCACGCGCAAGGAGAGCGAGGAGCUGCGCGCAUCCCACGUCAUCCAGGACGGCCUGACGGCAUUCAACACCCUUCAGGGGAGCUUCGGCCUACCCGACGCCAUCUCUGACCGUGAGCUCGUGAAGGCCGGUAAGAAGACGGCCGUCCAGUGGUGGACGUGGCACGGGACGGAGCACCCCGAGCUGACAACGCUCGCUUGCCGCGUUCUCUCUCAGCCAGGGGCUGAGUGGGUGACGGUUCUCCCGGGGAACAUCCCUGAGGCCUCCCUGCCGGAAGGGUACAACGAGGUUCUGGAGGAGGAUGAGGAAGAAGGGGGAGGAGGAUGA
This is a messenger RNA of Closterium sp. NIES-65, 447 nucleotides long. NCBI's taxonomy places the organism in Eukaryota, Viridiplantae, Streptophyta, Zygnematophyceae, Desmidiales, Closteriaceae. The record is from the annotation of a GenBank genome assembly.